GCAACUGUUGCCACUGCAAAACACUCAGUGAAUGCACAGGCAUGUCACAGCUUAAUCGCUAACUAGCACCAGUAUUAAUUUUCUAUAUUUACCCUUGGAGUCAUGCUAUGAUUUACUGCUAAUAGAACUGUAAUCACACUUCAGAGAGUUUAUUUCAUAAAGAUUGGACUUUUGUGGUGGGCGACCAGGAGAACCUAAACUACAUAAUGAGACUACCGGCUAUAGCUCCCACACCAGUGUGUUUUCCUUGGGACGCAGCUCCAACUCCUGUCCGGCCGAGUCGCUGCCUGGUGGUCACUCCCAUGACAUUUCCCAUCAUCUCAGACUCUGACCUGAUGUGGAGGUGCAAUCAGAGUAUUCCAAGACUGAAUCCUUUACAUCCACCUUGGGUCCAUAAACCCACCGUCAGUCUGGAGACACCAGCUGUUCACCACCACAACCACCAGAGGACACUCAUCCUGCAGAGAAGAGAACAUUACAAGUGUCAUCAGGUGUGGCGAAAACCCUUUUACGGAACCAGCAGUGAGAGAGAGGAGUACAGGAAGGAGUUACGAGAUCAGUUAAAGAGGCAGAUGGAGGAGAAAUGUGCAACCCUGAAGCUGCAGCUGGCCGGGAAAGCGAAGGAAGCAGAGUACGUCUGUGAGGUGGACCGCCUUGCCCUGUCCGGUGAUAGAGAGCAAACGAUCCAACACCGCAAAGCAAUGACGGCCUACAGGGAUGAGAACAAGAGGCUAAUGGAGCAGAGCUGGAGGGACAGAGCCCUAACACGCUCCCAGGAGGCCCUGAAGGAGAGAGAGCUGCUGUGCCUCAACCCCAUUAACUGGAGUGGAACACUAAAAUAGGGUGCACCUCAACAGCCAGAGUGAGGACUCAUGCCUUACCGUAGCACUUUGGCAUGUGUGAGUGUCAGAUGGAAAUGGGAUGCAAAAUGUGUUACAUGUGAUUAGCGCUGUGAUAACCAGGAAUAUCUCUCCAGUGGACCUUCCGAGCUGGGGAUGAACCAAAAGCUCUGCAGCAUUCUUCUGAAUAUGUGAGAAUGUUGCUAUAUUUCCAGUCUUACUUUAUAAAGCUUCUGCGGUGGGUUCCUAUACAGUCAGUUCAAAAUUUUAAGUCCACCCAAAUAUGAAAAUUUAGUCAGUAUCUUCUCACUCCCAUGCCAAGGGGAAAUUUCUUAGUCCACAAAACAUUUCUGGAGCUUUCCAACAAAACAGCAUUGGAGCGUUGAGUACAUGGGAACGUAAAAAAAAAAUUCAAAAUGGCUCCGUCUAGCUUGUCCUCCAGAUUCCAAGUCUCCAAAAGUCCUGCGAUCCCUAAUUGAUUGGAAAACUGAUUCGAAAACGCUGUUUUGCUGUGAAGCUCCAGAAAUGUUUUGUGGACUGUGAAUCUUCACCUGAUUUUCCAUCAGCAUGAGGGUAAGCAAAUCAUGACUGAAUAUUUAUUUCUGUGCAAACUUGGAAGUCCUCCAUUGCACUCAUGCAGCAAUGCAGAGGUACCAGAUAUGUCAGAUAUCAGAUAUCACAUCCUUUCUUCCUCAUUAAAAUUGGCUAAUGUAGUCUAGAGCUGCUAACCUAAAAUAGAGAUGCAGUGUUGGAUACAGAGAUCUGUUAAUCAAAUUAUUAUUAUUUUUUUUUUACAUCAAACUUCUCCCUUUAAAAAAAGAUUUCCCCUAUGAUUGACUUCCUGCAUUACCUUUAACUUAUUGUGCAACAGAAAGUACAAAAGCAUUUUCCACAAGCUAUAAUCUUUUUCCUCAUUAUGUUUUAUGAGAGAUUUUUGACAAAACAAAAUUAAAAAUUUGAACAAAAAACAUGA
Molecule: messenger RNA, 1812 nt
Organism: Acanthopagrus latus (yellowfin seabream)
Lineage: Eukaryota; Metazoa; Chordata; Actinopteri; Spariformes; Sparidae
Exons: 6
Coding region: 207-842 (211 amino acids)
Source: RefSeq, a predicted model, not a curated record